Molecule: messenger RNA, 3051 nt
Organism: Astrephomene gubernaculifera
Lineage: Eukaryota; Viridiplantae; Chlorophyta; Chlorophyceae; Chlamydomonadales; Astrephomenaceae
Source: the annotation of a GenBank genome assembly
AGUAUACUUUGUUAGUUAAUAAGUAAAAGUCACACGCCGUGCUUGCUAAUGGCUAACGGGCGGAUAGGUCGCCGACCCGAACCCUCCACAUUUCGCCAACGGGAAUGGGUUCGACUUGAAUAUGCUCGACUAUAAUCAAUUUUACAUGUAAAUGCAUUCGCGACUGGUUCCAACUUAGGCCUUGGCCGUCUCAACCAGAAAGUACUAGCCAUGGACUUUCAGCUCGGCCUCCAACAGCCUGCAUUAAACACCAUGGCCUAUCAUCGGCACGGGAACCAAAAGCCAUGGUUCAGGAGCUGCCAACAUCGGCGCGCGACUAGUUCAGGUCGGACGCGAGGCUUGCUAAUCCCAUGCCGCGGUGUGAGCCACGCGAUCAUAGAGGAGCUGGUUGACUAUCCUGGCUCGCCGUUUCACAGCUUGGGCCUAGCAAAACACCAACAGGCGGGAGAUUACAGCCGCGCUGCGCGCCGCCAAGUCAACCUCCUCCGCCGGCUCAAGGCCGACCCAUGGGCCAUGGCUCUGACGUCUCCGCCCGACUGGUCUGCCAUGUUUUCCGAUCUCAGCCGGCCUCUGGUGGCUGACCUGGGUUGCGGGGCGGGCCGCUGCAUGCUGGCAGCAGCGGCCGCUCAGGAUGCUGCGGUAAAGGAGGCACAGGGGAAACGGGCAAUGCGGCCUGCUGGAAAUGCUGAUACGGAAGCAGUUGUGGAUAGGGAAGAGGCGCCGGUGCGGAAGGCGAGGACAACGGAGACUGCAGGUAUGGUGGCGCGGAAGGCUACGCAGGCAUCUGGCAUUCACCACCUUGGCGGCGGCAGCAGCACCAGCGUCAGCAGCAGCAGCGGCAGCGGCAACAGCGGCAGCACCGGCAUGGUGUUGCGCGCGGGGGCCGUGGGUGACGGUUGCAACUUCCUUGGCGUGGAUGUACGGCUGGCGCUGACUUCCCGGGCCGCUGCCUGGGCCCAACUGACCCACCUCAACCACCGGGCCGCAUUCCUCUGCGCCAACGCCAACGCCAGCCUGCCGUUGCUGCUUGGUUCGUACGGCAGCACCCAUGACCCUGGCUGUCGUACAUCCUCGGCCGGCUCUCCUCGGGCGCGCUCGGUAGCGCUGGUGUGUCUGCAGUUCAGCGACCCACCGGUACGGCGCCAGGCGCUGGUGGGUGGCGGCGAUCUGGUCGCGCAGCUGGCGGAGGUGCUGGAGCCGGGAGCCAUGGUUUGGAUCCAGUCCGACGUGCUGAGCAUUGCGCGCUCCCUGCGACGCCUGUUCUGGCGCCACGGUGGAUUCGCUCCCAGCAUCCGUCAUGCAGCCGCCGCCUCCGCCUGUGUAACACGGCACUGGCUGCCGCAGCCGCAGGACCCACAGCCCCACCCGCAGCCACCUCACUCGCAGCUGCCCCUCUCGGCGGGUGCUGUUCCGCAACCACAUCCACCGCUUCCCUCCGAAACCGCCUACCGGAACGCAGCCGAUCCCGGCCCCCUCGCAUUUGAGUCGUGUAUCACCGGUUCAGUACGGGUAGCAGGGGGCAGCAGGAGCACCGCAGGGCCAGUUACUUCAGGAGUGGGAGCGGAAGGGCGCUGCAGCAGCCCCGAGCAUAAGCGUGGAGUGGAGGGUUCCGACGGUAGCCACCACAGCAGUGCUGCAUGUACCGAUAACAGCAGCGGUAGCAACAUCAGCGGCAGCAACAGCAGCGGUAGCAACAGUGCCUCCUGCUGCAACAACACCACCCAGCAGCGCACCCCUUCCACCCUUGCAGCCGCCGCCGCGCAGUUGCCGUUGCUGCUGCUGCAUGCGGACCUAGCCACGCAUGUCGAACCCUGGCUGACGAAGGAGCAGCUGGAGCAGGUGGUAGGAGGCAGACCGCAUAGCGUUUGCCAGCAACGUCGCCAACAGCAACAACAGCAGCAGCAAGAGCAGCAGCAGCACCUUGAGGAGAGCGGCCGCGUGCGUUGCAGAUCACGGGUGCAGAGGAGCCCUGGGCUCUUGGAACAGCAGCCGAAGCACCAUCAAUUGCAAAAGGGGAGCGGAGAGGGUGCUGCGGACGUCGAGGACCAGCAGAGGAGGUUAGCGGGCGUUAGCGGAAGCAGAGCCCUGGGGGGGUGCGGGAGCGACCAUGGGGCGCUUUGGAGCGGCAGGGGCAGCAACCUCCUGCAGGGGUGGGGACACCGCAUGGUUAGGGCCAUGCCAUGCAGCAGGCAAGGCAUAUUGGAUGCGGAUCUGGGUCAGGGCAAGGGGCUGGAUUGUACGGCGAUACCCCAGAUGGCGUCUGCCGGUGCCGCCACUCUUGCCGCUGGUGUUGCAUUUGAGAGUUUUGGCGCGAAUAGUGCGCCUCGUUCAGUUGGGGAGAACAGCGUUGUUGAGAGGGAGGGCGACAACGAUGGGGAUCUGCAUGUGGUUAGAGGAGAGCCGCAUGAUGGAGAGCACGACGAAGGUGAGGACGGCUGGGAGGGGCUGCCGUGGCUGGAUGCCAACCCGCUGGGGGUUCCAACGGAGCGGGAGUUGUACGUUGAGAGGGGCAGGAGGCCCAUCUAUCGACUGUUGCUGGUACGGAGGUAGCCCGUGCUGGGCUUGCGUCUCUUAGCGGCUAGGAAAGCGUGUUGCCGUGUACCUACGGUUGGUGCCGAAAUGUCAUUUACCUCACGAUUGUGGGAGUGGUAUUGCUUUGGCGAGGCAUACAGAUUCGCAAGAGACGUUACGUAAGAUGUGGCUUACAAAGGCCUUAUAUGUAGCGCCUGCUGCUGCAGGGCAUGGAGAUCAAACGACACAACCUAUUGCGGCUCAACGGGGCAUUGGUUACCGGAAGGCUACCGCGAGGUUGUAGGCUCUGAUCCCUUUGGCUAGGUGCGUCGUAAGCAGUCGCGGCUUCUGCAGACGCUUGAGCGCCCCUCCCAGGUUACUUCCCUACACCGAAGCCAGGACUAACAAUGGCUGAUGACAGGUGCCCGAGGAUGUAGGCUCCAGCUCCUAACGAUGCAAAUCGAUAGAUUAACUGUUACAGGACAGAGUAUGAUGUCAAGCAGAAACCUGCGGAAUUUCGGCCCUGUAACUUUCACAGGA